Manis javanica (Malayan pangolin) is the source of this 1413-nucleotide messenger RNA. The record is from RefSeq and is a predicted model, not a curated record. NCBI's taxonomy places the organism in Eukaryota, Metazoa, Chordata, Mammalia, Pholidota, Manidae.
CCUAGUUUGAGAGCAGCCUGGACCUUUGGAAGGUGGAAGGCAGUAGAUGGCAACACCUGGAUCUCCUCUCAUUGCCACCCCUUCAAGCCUGAACCUGAGCCAUCUGUCCAUGGGACUGAGGUCCCCAAGCGCAGGGCUCCCUGGACAGGCGUGAGGAGGAAGUGGAGAAAGCGCACGGGACGCGUGGAACCAGCUCCAAACACCAGCCGGAGCGCUCCCGAGGCCACCCUCCCUCCCGAGGAUGCUGACCAGCUGACCACGGGCCAGCGGCUCCCCCGGUCACAGCCGGGGAGCUUCACAGGCAAUGCCCUCACGGCCUCCUCAAGUUACAGGGGGCAUAACAAGGGGCCAGAGGAGGAACUGAAAAUCCCCGGGAUGAGACGGGCUAGGCGCCUUGCCUGGGAGCCCGAUAGUGUGCCCGGGGUCCACCAUGCCAGCCAGCCUUCAUCCACCCUGGAGGGCCAAGUCCUCCACCACUUGGUCCAGGAGGAGCACCUGGGACCCACGGUGGCAGAGCUGGAAGACCCACGGCACAGGCAGCUGGCUCCAGAGACAAAGGGAAGGCUGGCUUCGUGGCUACAGCGAGUCCAGGAGCUCUUUCAGACCCCUGUGCAGGAGCUACGGCCAGUUUCACCUGCUUCAGCCCCUGCAGAGCUGGAGGACAUCCAAGCAGAGGCCUCAGCUCCGAGGCAAGGCCCCAAGCUGGAGCCCCAGGAGCACUCAGGCCUGGGGCGCAGAGCAACUGCCAUAAUGGUACCAGGCCUUACAGAGCCAGAGCCAUGUCCAGACCCCAUGAGCCCCUGGGACAUCCCAGGAGUGGUCACAGCCCCGGUGCCAGGCCCCGAGCUGGAGCCCCAUGAGCCCUUGGGCCCGGGUCCCGGUGGCACCUGCAGGAAUGGCACUGGGCCUGUCAGAGCCAGAGGCGGACCCGGAGCCCACCAGCACCUGUGUCGCGAUCACCCGGGACGUGUGGAGGAAGGAGGAGUGGACCAUUCUGGCAUUUCCCCAUAGCCUGGUGGCCGAGCAGCUGACCCUGAUCUGUGCGUUCCGUGUCAUCCAAAGUGAGAUCACCAUGCAGAGGAAGCUGGCCAAGGUGUAUGACCUGGAGCCCGAUGAGCGCUUCCGGUGCUUUGCCCAGGCCGUGGAGCCCCUGGAUGAGGAGCAGAGCUACAGCCUGUCCUGCCAGCUGGAGCCCCCAGGCCAGGGGGCCGGCAGAAAGUGACUGUUCUUCAGGCCCCACAAGAUGUAAAUUUACCAGCCGGCCAGGGCCAGCUGCUGUCAUCGGGCCCUCGGCCCUGCUGGUGUCCUGGCUGCAUGUGGAGGAGAGCUUCUUCCCCUUCGGGCAGGCGGCACCUGGCGCCCCAGGACCCCAGUCUGCUUGCUGCUCCUCCUCCUCCCGCUGCUCAUCCUGAG